Molecule: messenger RNA, 1629 nt
Organism: Morchella sextelata
Lineage: Eukaryota; Fungi; Ascomycota; Pezizomycetes; Pezizales; Morchellaceae
Exons: 6
Coding region: 1-1629 (542 amino acids)
Biological process (GO): mitochondrial translation
Cellular component (GO): mitochondrion
Source: RefSeq, a predicted model, not a curated record
AUGGACGACUCAUAUGAUCAACAAGGAUGGACUAGAAGAGACAUUGUUAUCCGCGACAAGAUAUUCAGCACCGCCGAAGAGGGUUUUAAGCGUCAUGGAGGUGUGCGAAUGGAUACUCCUUAUAUCGCGUCGCGAGAGAUCUUCCGCCACCAUUAUUCUAGGGCUUUAUCUCUCUUGUGUGUGCGCGGCCGUCUUUUAGAGUCUAUAGAACACUGGCUUGUAAAGAACCCGGAGGUUAAAUCUACAAAGCGCUACAUGAUCAUUAGGGACUGUAUUCAGCGGAUUCCUUACUCUGAUUCGGACGAUAUCGAUCCCUCCGAAGGCCCCGAGGAUCCUGUAUGCGACUUCAGUAUUGUUGGUGUACACGACGAUAUUCUUCCCGACGCAGAAAUCUUAGGGACCUUAGCAGAAAUCUUGAGCAAAUUAGACAUAAACGAUUAUAAGAUAAGGAUUAACCAUCGGAAGAUUGCCGACGGAAUAUUCGAGAGUUGUGGGGUGUCCGAGGAUGCGUCUGCAUCGGUUGCAGUUCGGUUUGCCAUUUCACUGUUGCGGCUGAAGAAGGUAUCUUCAACCUCCGAUUUUGAUGAGUUCCAAUCGGAUGAUGAUUUCCGGAUAGAACUGGAAAGACUACUUGAACCACCGGAGACUGCUCGGGGGAGGCAUCUUCAGUAUGAUUUGUUACUUGAGGAGGAUUUGACUGCAAAUGAGACCUUCUCAAGUGGGCUUCGUGAAAUGGGACUCCUUUUUGAUUAUCUUGAGAUAUUUGGUGUAAUGGAUAGGAUUGAAUUUGAUCUUUCUUAUACCCCACUCAUAGGGAGUGGAAUAGUAUUCAUGGUUGUAGCACCAAUGCCAUCUUUAGAAUCGUCACCGUCUCAAAUAACUGAACUCACCGGAGAUUUCGAAGGUAUUGUCUGUCUAGCGACCGGUAGUCGAAAUAAUUCUAGAAGGGAAAAAGAAAUCCAAGUCGUUUCCUUCUCGCUUGAUGUGAAUAAAACUUUUGAUAUCAUCAAAGGGAAACUAUCGAUAUCACCCCAGAAGGAGAUUAGGGAGAGCGAAACCGAGGUGUAUGUUAUGUCUUUCGGAGACGGGCUACUAAGAGAGCGUAUUCAAGUUUGCAAAAAACUUUGGAACGCAGGUGUUAAGGCUGAAUUUUCAUAUCAAAAAAAGCCAGAGCUCUCGUACCAAAUGACAACCGCAAGAGAAAGCGGGAUUCCCUUUGCAGUAAUACUCAGCGAACAGCUCCUGCAACAGCAAAAAGUAAAAAUCCUGGAUUUGAGUCUCCGUGAGGGCCAUACAGAGAAAACGGGGGUAGAUGUAAAUCUUCUGGACCUUGCAAGAGAAAUCAAACAGAGACUUGAAGGGAAGGAAGAUGAGAAAGACGAUGAUGGAGAGGAAGACACGGAUAGUGAAUCUACUGAAGAGAUCGACAGCGGUGCUGCUAGUGGUGGGGAGAGGUUUCACGAAAACGUGAAGAAGGUUAAACUAGAGGGUGGGACCGUAGAUAUGGAGGGUAUUGAGAUCGAGAUGGAUUUUGCGAAGAUUACGUCAAAGGGCGCUCAGAUUGAGGUCCAGGGGGCAAAGAUCAAGAUGAAAAAUGCGAAGAUCGAAUUGAGGGGGCGCAAGGAGUAG